UAAACCCCUCACCCUAAUUCUGACCUAAAACCCUCCCCUCUCCUCUCCUCUCCUCUCGUCAAUUUUGUUUGAGCUGCCUCCCUCCCUCGUUCAGUCAAAUCCUCCUCUCCCCCGCCAUUGAAGCUCUGCUGCCAAAGCUCCCUUUCACCCACUGCAAAACACUUUAAUGGCCAUCUCUGCCCAAAAUAAGAGAAAGGGUCCGAAAGCAAACAAGGCUUCCCCCAAAAAGAGGCAAAAGAAAGGGUCUUUCGCCCCUAAAACCCCGAAGGAACCUGAGCUUUCGGACCAUUACGAAAGCUCGGAUGAACAAGAGGUAGAGGAACAACAUGUAGAAUUUGAUGGAGAUGAGGCAGGGUCUGGUUCAGAUUCCGACAGUCUUUUCGGUGAUGAUCCCCUUGCUGAUGAUGAUGCUUCUCUCCAAGGAAGUGACGAUGAUGCGAACGGUUCAGGUUUGGGUUCUGAUUCAGGUUCUGAUUCAGAUGAAUCUGAUAUUGAGAAAAAAUCAAGACUUAUUGAUGAGAAGAGGACAAAGGAAGAAAAAGAAGGUGAAGAGGAACUGCAGCUAAACAUUAAGGAAGAAUCUGAUGAGUUCAGAUUACCAACCCAAGAGGAACUGGAAGAAGAGGCACAUCGGCCUCCUGAUCUUCCAAAUCUCCUGAGGAGGAUAAAAGAGAUUGUUCGAGUGCUCUCAAACUUCAAGGCUUUGAGGCAAGAUGGGGCACCAAGGAAGGAUUAUGUUGAGCAGCUUAAGAGGGAUUUAAUUUUGUACUAUGGCUACAAUAGCUUUUUAAUUGGGGCUUUAGUAGAGAUGUUUCCGGCUGUUGAGUUGGUGGAACUCAUAGAAGCUUUUGAAAAACCUCGACCAAUGUGUCUCCGAACUAAUACGCUAAAGACACGAAGGAGGGAUUUGGCAGAUGUUUUAAUCAACAGAGGAGUAAACCUAGCUCCCUUAAGCGAGUGGUCGAAAGUUGGAUUGGUUGUGUAUGAUUUUCAAGUUCCAAUUGGUGCCACUCCUGAAUAUAUGGCUGGUUAUUACAUGCUGCAAAGUGCAAGCUCCUUUUUGCCUGUCAUGGCCCUUGCUCCUCAAGAAAAGGAACGAAUUGUUGAUAUGGCCGCUGCACCUGGUGGUAAAACAACUUAUAUUGCCGCUCUAAUGAAAAAUAGUGGAAUAAUUUUUGCCAAUGAAAUGAAGGAGCCAAGGCUCAAGUCACUCACUGCUAAUUUGCACCGCAUGGGGGUGACAAACACAGUAGUUUGUAACUAUGAUGGCAAAGAGCUCCCUAAGGUUCUGGGAGUCAACGCAGUUGAUAGAGUUCUAUUAGAUGCUCCUUGCAGUGGGACAGGGGUUAUAUCUAAAGAUGAGUCUGUUAAAACUUCUAAAAGCUCUGAUGAAAUUCAUAAAUGUGCUCACCUGCAGAAGCAACUGAUACUUGCUGCCAUUGACAUGGUGGAUGCAAAUUCAAAAUCCGGGGGAUACAUCGUGUACUCCACGUGCUCCAUUUUGGUUGCUGAGAAUGAAGCAGUAAUUGACUAUGCACUCAAAAAGAGAAAUGUUAAACUUGUCCCAUGUGGACUUAGCUUUGGGGUUAAAGGGUUUGUCCGGUUCAGGGAACAGCGGUUUCACCCAUCAUUAGAGAACACGAGGCGAUUUUACCCUCAUGUUCACAAUAUGGAUGGCUUUUUUGUGGCGAAGCUGCAAAAGAUGAGCAAUUUGAAGCCAUCUGCAGAAAAGUCUGAACUCGGUGAAACAGUGGAGAAAGCCCAAAACAUGACUGAAGAAGAGAAUGCUGAGGAAGAUGACCAACAGAUGUUGACAGAGGAUGAUACUAAAAUUGAAAAUAAGGUUCUGGAAAAAGAGGUUGCUGAAAAUGGGAAACUAAAAUCUCCAGGCACUACCAACCAAAAGAAGGAAUCCCCCGUCACUUUGAAAAGGAGGAAGGGCGCUGGGUUAAGGUCGAAGGAUAUGAAUUUCCCGGCUUUUUUCUCUCAUCUGAAUGGGAAAACCCCCUUGGAACAAAAACAAGAACAGAAAAAGAAAUACCCGAAACUGAAGCACCCUCCUAGAGAGGAAAUAUCAAAAGCCAGGGAAGAGAAGAGGAGAGCUGUCAGGGAAGGAAAAUCUUCCAGCAACAAAGAAUGACCGCCGGACUGAGUUCAAUUGGCAAUUACACUGAUGUGCUGUGUUGAUGCUUUACCAGCAAGCAACCUGAGUGGGGGAUUUGUCAUAGUAUGCUCUCUUUGUAAGCUCCGGUUUGAUACAAGUUGCCCUCUGUACUCUCUACAAUUCCCUAAAGUUUUGUUUUAUUCCGUUUGUCGUCGAACAGAAAUGAUUCCAUGCGUAUUGUACUAAUGCAAUGCUACAAUGACUUCCAUGUUUUAGUAAUUAAACCAAGGCUGAAGGAACGCUGUGGUCUAUAAAUUGGCUUUUCAAUCU
Malus domestica (apple) is the source of this 2434-nucleotide messenger RNA. RefSeq names its product 26S rRNA (cytosine-C(5))-methyltransferase NOP2B. Gene Ontology annotation, biological process: maturation of LSU-rRNA; rRNA base methylation. The record is from RefSeq and is a predicted model, not a curated record. Gene Ontology annotation, molecular function: RNA binding; rRNA (cytosine-C5-)-methyltransferase activity. Lineage: Eukaryota; Viridiplantae; Streptophyta; Magnoliopsida; Rosales; Rosaceae. Gene Ontology annotation, cellular component: nucleolus.